UUUAUUUCCUCACACUCAACACUCAAUCAUCCUCUUCCUUUCUCCUUCAAUCUUUUCUUUUCUUUUCUUGUCUUCAAGAAGAGAAGCAUAAGAUCAUGGCUUCGUUUCUAAAUAAUAUUUUCGGGUCCCCUGACAAAAAGUAUAACAUCAAAUUAGAUAAAACGUUUAAUAAGGACCCUCUGGCAUGGUCGAGGGCACUGGUUAGGCAUCACUGUGGCAAAUUCUCCAUAGCUGCGGUUCAGGCGAAUAUGGAUAUGGAAGAUCAGAGCCUUGUUGAAGUUGGCACUAAUGCACUCUUUGUUGGAGUUUAUGACGGACAUAAAGGCAAAGCCACUGCGAUCUAUAUUAGAGAACAUAUCUUAGGGGAAAUAUUGAGGUGUAUUCAGCAGAAUAUUAACUCUAUGAAUAAAUACUUCUUUAAGUUAGCGAUGGAGACUAUUCUGAGGCAAGGUGUUGCCGAAAUGGAAAGAGGGUUUAUUGGGUUUGCUAGAAAUAGUUUAGAGCAACAGAAUCAGCUACAGAAUAGUUUUCAGCAACAGCAUGAGAUACAGCAUGAGAUACAAAAUAAUUUUGAGCAACAGCAUGAGAUACAAAAUAGUUUUGUUAGUUCAGGUUGUUUGAUUUGUAUCAUAUGGAGAGGGACGUUAUUUGUCGCCAACGUUGGAGACUCGCGCGCUAUACUCGGUUCUCAUAAGGGCAUUGGUCCAUUGAAAAGAUUGGUUGUUAAACAGAUGGUUAGAGAUCACAAUUUUCUAAAUUCAUCUAUUCAGCAAGAACUCGCUGAGUUGCAUACAGAUCAUUAUAAUCGUAGUCUCUACGAAAGUAUUGAAGAUAAAGGCUUAAUCGAGACAAGUAGAUGUAUAGGAAAUGCAUAUAUGAAAACUGAAAAGUUCACCCAAAGGAGACCAUCCGCAAUCCCAAUGUCGGAAGCAGUGACUCCAACUUAUUAUACAUUUCCUUUGAUAUCAUCACAGCCAGAAGUUUGUUCAAGAGUCUUAAAAAACACUGAUAGAUUCAUUAUAUUUGGAUCUGGUGGAUUUUGGAAAUUGAUUUCAAAUGAGGAUGCUGCUAAAGUUGUUAACACCAGUCCACGGGAUAGAAUCGCUGAAAGACUUGUCACGCUUGCUCUAGAGAAGGGGGCUGCUAAAGGGGGGAAAACAUAUCGUGAUCUUAUAAAGAUUCCUAAGAGUAAUUGUGUUAGUGGGAACAAUGGCAAUCAAAAUAAUGGAUUUAGAUCGGCUUAUCAUGAUGAUAUAACUGUGAUUGUUGUAUAUUUGGACAAAAGGCCAAAUAGGGAGGGUGUGAGGCCAGGGUUUUCAAAUUUCUAUAAUCAGAGUUCGACAAUCAGAGCUCGACAAUCAGAGUUUACAAAUUUCUAUAAUAAUGCUAAUGCGUGACACGUGUAUAGCUAGGAAAUAAGAUGCCAUAGUUUUUAUCAUUUUCUCAGUUCAGGUGUAAGUGGUCACAAUGAUUACGCCUCUGCCUUAAUUUUCCAAAUGGAAGUUUGAAAACAUUUCUGUUACACUGCAUACAUACAGUUUUCUGUUAAUUUGAUGUGGAUAUUGAAGUCUGUCUAUU
Trifolium pratense (red clover) is the source of this 1578-nucleotide messenger RNA. RefSeq names its product probable protein phosphatase 2C 43. NCBI's taxonomy places the organism in Eukaryota, Viridiplantae, Streptophyta, Magnoliopsida, Fabales, Fabaceae. Gene Ontology annotation, biological process: protein dephosphorylation. The record is from RefSeq and is a predicted model, not a curated record. Gene Ontology annotation, molecular function: protein serine/threonine phosphatase activity. Bases 96 to 1397 code for a protein of 433 amino acids. The transcript is spliced from 2 exons.